UAGGUGUAUACAUUUUACAUGUAUGGUCGUGCCGUAAUAUGUAUUUAUGUAUAUAUAUAUAGUUAAUUACAAAUUACAAAACUCGCGUUAAACGUACGGCGAUUGACAAGAGAAAAUGAAGGCAUUUCAUUUUUUUUUGUCGUCACUUACCAUUAUUUUCUGUUGUUCAUCGCCGAACAACUUGUCGUAAACUUACGACUCCGUUCACGACUCUUUUUUUAAAUUUGAUCUGGACACGGGAAAGUUUCAAAAAAAAAUAAUUAUAAAAUAAAAUUGAAUCGUAUUUCGCCACUCGUUUUCUGUUCGCUGACAAAUCCGUAAAAUCUGUCGAAAAUUCCAAUCAAAAUCUUGAUCAAACGGCUUACUGUUUCUAGCUUAUGACAAUGCAGUUCUUAAGACGACAAAAAAAUCAAAAAGAAUAGCAAAAAUGAAUUUUUCUGAAGUGUAUGUUUUCAUACUUGAAUCAUAAGAUAGAAUAUAUUUUACUUGAAGUUGACUGACAGCUAUUAUUUGUAGUAAAAUAAACAUAGAAUGUACAAUUGGAAAAAUGAUGUCUAUGGAGGUAAUGGAACUGUUCACUGCAUUAGAAUCCAACCAUCCAAAAGAAGUAGAAGAUGUAAAACAUAAGUUUCAUGAACAAUUUAAUAAUACACGAGAGCCAUGGCUAUUGAAUGGAAUGUAUGAUUAUUUUAUGUCAACGGGAUCACAAAGAGCUGUAGAAGUAUUAGUUGCUGUUAGAGAACCACAUGACAAACAUCUUUUUGAUAAACUUGGUGAGGGCUUACAAAGAGGAAAUCGUCUUCAAGCACUUACUUUACUGGGCCAUGUAGUAAAAAGGCAACCAACAUGGUUAAUUAAUAUAACAAACCAUAAUUUACUCAAAGAAUUAAUUAAACUUUUAAAGACGGAAAGUGAAAUAAUACCAAUAACUAGUGCUUUGCUUGUUCUAAAUGUUCUAUUGACUGUCAUUCCUGCACUAAUUUCUUCUUUUCUACCAGAAAUUUUUGAAGGAUUUAGUCGAUUGGCUGCAUGGAAUACUUCACAAAAAAAUAGAGUUCCAGAAAUACAUUUAUUCCAUCUUCGGAUAUCGUUGUAUGUAUUAUUUGUUCAGUUGUAUAGUAUGUAUCCAUGUUCAUUUGUGUUAUAUCUGAAGCAACAAUAUAGUGUAGCUGAUAACAAUUUAGUUUUCACUCAUACGAUUAAACCUAUGGUAGAAACAAUGCGUAUGCAUCCAAGUCUAAUUAUUAGUUGCAAAGAUGUGGAAACAUCAACAAAUAGGUGGAAGAAAAUGGAACAACAUGAUGUUGUAAUGGAAUGCACAAGAUAUACGUUAUUAGAAAAUGGGGAUAAAUGUUACCAAAAUGCUUCAACUUGGGCUAAUACUGGAUCAAGUUUUUCGUCAGCACUUGAUGUGUUAAAAUCAAGUAUCGGAGCUACUGGGGAUAUUAUCAGUGUAAAUAGUAUCAGAGAUAAAGAAUUAUGGAGUCCAAUGUUAAGUUGUGGAGAGUUUCAUAAAGAUAGUGUUAAAUCAAUGCCUACUACUCCUAAUAUACAGACAUAUUAUAAUGCUUCACUUUUCAAUCAUAACGAACAUUCACCUCCUGAAGCUGCUAUUGAAGCAACUCCUGAGACUACUCCUAUCAGGGAUGUUAUAUAUCAACAAUCAAGGUUGCCAUCUAUAAAUUCUACAGUAGUCAGAGCAUUGAAUUCAUUUGGCUUAGAAAAUUUAUCUAAACGUAAUUCAUCAACACCAAAUUCUCAACCUAGUUCACCAUUGAAAAAAGAAGGGUUUGUUUUUCCUUCAGAAGACAUCCAAUCACAAGCACUUGUCCGUAGAAUGGACAGAAUGAUAAUGGAACGUAAUCAGAUCACUGAAACAAGUAAAGAUGAUUAUAGUCCAGAAAUCAGAAUGUUGGCUCAAAUUCAAUCAACAAAUAAUCCCGAAAUAAUACAAACUGGAGACGAAGAUGCUAUUGAAUGUGAUCAACAGAGUAAUGGAUCACCCUGUCAAAAUUUUGAGGGGGGAUUGCAUAUGCCUGAUUCUACUUCAUUAAAAGAAUUUGUAAAAACUGUUCGAACGAGAAGACGUUAUCAUAGUCAAUGUACUCCAGAGAAGACUGUUAAUGAUACUGGACAAAGUACAGGAAGUAGUCCUAAGAAAGGGCCAGAAUUUUCAUUGCUCAGUAGUGUUAGACGUGCAAAUUCAUGCCCUGAAAUAAAAAAAACAAAUGGAAGUAGUAUUUCUUCUGGUACUUCACCGUUACAAGAAGAAACUGAAGAAGACCAUGGAGAUGAUAUAAACAUUAGUAAUGGCCAUACUAGGGAAGUACCAGAAAAUAAUCUAAAAGUAGAUAAUCAUGAAACUAGAGUACUGACUGUGUCUACUCAAACAGAACAUAUUUUACCUUAUGAACAUUUGUUUUACAGUAUAUUUCCUGCAUAUAAUGAUCCAAACAGUAGCAUUAAAAGUCAACAAAACAAUAGUCAAGAGGAUGAAUCUUUAUCUUUAAUUGAAAAGUAUGUACGGACAUCGUCUAUAGUACUUCAUCAUCGUCAAACUGCACAAUCUUGUGAUGAUAUUAAAUUACUUCAAGAUCAAAUCACCUUGUUGACUUUACAAUUACAAUUUGAACGUAACCGUAGGGAAGUUCAUGCUGAACGUAACCGGAGACUUUUAGGUAAAUCGCGAAGUAGUCGAGCACUUGAUGAACAUAAUUCAGCUUUAAAAGAUCAGGUUUUGAUGCUACAGGUUGAACUGGAGCAAGUAACAUCAGGAUUUGAGAAAUUCAGACAAAACUCAUUAAAGCAAGUUAAUGAACUUAAAGAUAGUGUAUCACAUUGGCAAAAUGAAUGUUUAAAAUAUCAAGAGGAAACUAAAGAAGCUAAGAACAAUUGCUUAAAAUUAGACCAACUUUAUAAUGGGGAGAGAGUAAAGACUGCUGAUGUUACUAAACAAUUAUCUGAAACUAAAGCAGAGCUGUUCAAUACUUUAAGUGAAUUAACUAUUGUGCAAGCUGCAGCUGAUAUUAGUAAAGAACUAAAAAAUACAGUGACAAAUUUGCAACGCGAACUAGUCAUGUGUGGUGAGAUACAAUCUCGACAGCGAGAUGUAGUUACUCAUGUAAAUGCUCUUAGGUAUGAUGCCACUAAUGCUAUGUUGAGUCAAGAAUCAUACAAACAUAAUUUAAAUGAGCUUCAAGACAUGUUGUAUCAUAAGUCUGCAUUAUUGGAAGCAUCUAAUGCUCGCAUUGCUGAUCUAGAAGUGAAAUUAAAUACUAAGGAUGCUUGUAUGCAAAAAGAUAAAAAUGAAAUAGAGUUGAUAAAAGAACAAUGUAAUAAACAACUAUCUGCAUUAAAAGAAGAAUGUAGGGUUUUGAAAGAAAUGAAAUGUCAGUAUGAAGAAAAUAAGGAAGAAGAGUAUUUUAAGAAAAAAUUUCUUGAAGACUUACCUAAAUUUAGUUCUGACAUGGUUAUGGUUGACUCAAAUGCUUCAGUUAGUGAUCAAGAUGCAAAAUUUAGGCUUAGUAUGAUGGUGGAUGAAGGAAAUUGUGAUGACGCCUCUGUUUUAACUCCAAAGUAAAAAUUUGAUCUCAAUUGGACACAUAACAUCAUUAAUAAAAUGGAUUUUAGUGUUCUGUAUACAAGGAUACUUCAAUUAAUUAAUGCCUAAAUUUUCAUUGAAUAAUUAUUAUUUACAUUAACUAUAAAUUUAUUUUCCAACACUAAUUGUUUUUAAGUUUAAA
This is a messenger RNA of Sipha flava (yellow sugarcane aphid), 3743 nucleotides long. RefSeq names its product hamartin (gene Tsc1). Gene Ontology annotation, cellular component: TSC1-TSC2 complex. Gene Ontology annotation, biological process: negative regulation of cell population proliferation; negative regulation of TOR signaling; regulation of cell cycle. The transcript has 23 exons. Bases 548 to 3580 code for a protein of 1010 amino acids. The record is from RefSeq and is a predicted model, not a curated record. NCBI's taxonomy places the organism in Eukaryota, Metazoa, Arthropoda, Insecta, Hemiptera, Aphididae.